CGUAGUUAUUUUCUUCAAUCAGUGUAACAAUGUACCUUUGACCACACUCCCACAGACAGCUGUCAUUGAUGGCUGUAUUAAUGAAUUAGUACAUUAACAAUAAUUAAUAACCAUUAAUAUAAAGUAUGAUACACACAAAUAGCACAGAGAACAGUGUUGCAGAUUAUUUCUAUUCAAAAUAGUCCUCAGAAUAAGAGAAGAAAUGUCCACAGCCAUAGAGCAGCUCUGACAGGACGUCUGGCUAAACUGUAUCAGGAGUGUGUUUGCUGCGACCAGAAUCGCUUCAUUUUAUUACAAACUGAUGAUCAACAGACGGAUGUUUUUACUUUGAGUCUGUGAACAAACAUGUGAGACAGCUGGAAAACUGCUUUUGGUGAAGCUCCAAUGUAUUUUAUAGUAUUUUAGGAGAGAAAUGAGAGAGAAAAGACGCUGAGCAGCGCUGUCCACGGCGGUGAUCAGGUGAGGUUUGUUCGCUCCACAAAGAAAAAGCAGAGAACAUCAGAGCUCUACAUGACUUAAAUAUGAAGAGACACAUGUCCGCUAUCUGCUGCCUUUAUGUGAGCCUUCAACACUUGUCCCACACUGAUUUUUCAGUCUUUUAUCACUAAGAGAAAACACAAGUGUCAGACAUUGACGCUGCACAGAGUAAGACAGCAGCAUGACUGAGUCUCCACGGUUCUCAUGGUGUGUUUAAGUACAGCCUCCUGCCUCAGACUCUCCAACAGUCAACUCAGACUCUCCGUUUGUUUCGUGUCGGAUCUGAACUCAGAGGAAAUAAUGGCAGAAGUUGCUCCAGCUCCCGCCGCCGCCGCUCCGGCUAAAGUCGUCAAGAAGAAGGUUUCUAAGCCGAAGAAGACUGGCCCCAGCGUCAGCGAGCUGAUCGUGAAAACUGUGGCCGCAUCCAAGGAGCGGAGCGGCGUGUCUGCAGCCGCCCUGAAAAAGGCUCUGGCUGCCGGAGGUUACGAUGUGGAGAAGAACAAGGCCCGCGUCAAGACCGCCAUCAAGAGCCUGGUGGCCAAGGGGACUCUGGUCCAGACUAAGGGGACCGGCGCCUCCGGUUCAUUCAAGAUGAGCAAGAAAGUUGAGACCAAGGCCAAGAAGCCCGCAAAGAAAGCCGCUCCUAAAGCCAAGAAGCCCGCCAAGAGUCCCAAGAAACCCGCAGCUAAGAAGCCCAAGACAGCGGCAGCCAAGAAGACAGCAGCCGCUAAGAAAUCCCCCAAGAAGGUCAAGAAGCCCGCAGCGGCCAAGAAAGUAGCCAAGAGCCCCAAGAAGGCCGCCAAGAGCCCCAAGAAGGUGGUGAAAAAGGCUCCUGCAGCUAAGAAAGCUCCCGCAAAGAAGGUGGCCAAACCCAAAGCCAAGAAGGCAGCACCCAAGAAGAAGUGAGCUGUCAUCAGUCUGAACAUGUGAACCUGAUCAAAGGCUCUUUUAAGAGCCACACACUUUAUCUAAAGAGCAUCAUCCCAAUUAGAAUAUGUUAUAUAAAGUACAUUGAUUAA
Molecule: messenger RNA, 1496 nt
Organism: Thunnus maccoyii (southern bluefin tuna)
Lineage: Eukaryota; Metazoa; Chordata; Actinopteri; Scombriformes; Scombridae
Product: histone H1-like
Exons: 1
Coding region: 682-1383 (233 amino acids)
Biological process (GO): nucleosome assembly
Cellular component (GO): nucleosome
Molecular function (GO): structural constituent of chromatin; DNA binding
Source: RefSeq, a predicted model, not a curated record